AUGCCUCUUCCCGUUUUGGUCAACCUGGUAGCUAAAUAUUAUCCGAAGCAGUACUUCGUACAUAUCGGCAUUGUUUUGAUUAUCAUCUUCGUUAUCCGUGCCUAUGCUCAAGGACGGACUACAAAUAGAGAUCGUGACCUUCAUGGACGGGUCAUCCUCUUGACCGGUGGUUUCACGCCCUUCGGUUCGAGGCUUUUGGAAGAGCUAGCACGAAGAGGGGCGCACAUUAUCACUCUUACCCAUUUGCCAGUUGAAUCGCCCGAGGUCACCUUGAUCGUUGAGGCAGUCCGAGAAACAACGAAAAACGAACAAAUAUUCGUUGAGCAAUGCGACAUCCUCUCUCUUCCAUUUACUCGGGAGUUCUGCACGAAAUUCCUUACGGGAAAGGAAACCCGACUUGACGCAAUCGUCUUCGCACACGAAUACGGACACGUGGGCCCCCUCUUUUUGUCAAAGGAGGAAAGACUUGCAUGUGAAGAGAGACGAUCCGCUGCAAGCGAUAGCACAUUCUUGAUGAUAACCUUGCUCCUUCCGACCCUGCUUGUCGCACCAGCAGAAAGAGACAUCCGAAUUAUCAACGUCGUCAAUCCAUUUUAUGCUGCCGCUGUACCAAAGUUCCCAACCGCACCACCGAUUGAAGGGUCGCAACUUCUACGUGAAAGUUUUCGUGCGCUUCGUGGCGUAGUGCUCAUGCGACAUCUUCAACGCGUACUGGAUGCACUUCCUCAGGCUCCAUCUCCUAACCCCGACACGGCCGCUGAUGCGGCUGCAAGCAAUAAAAGACAAAAGUCCAACAUUGUUGCUGUUUCCGUCUCUCCAGGAUUCAGUCGACAGGACACUGUGGCUCCACUUCUGCGAGCCCAGCUGGCUACGUCUGAAUCUUCGAUCCUCGGAUUCUUAACGUACUUCUUACUUCAGCCACUUCUUCGCAUUUUCGCAAAGGCGCCCUCACAUGCGGUGCAAUCCGUACUGCAUGCACUCUUUCUCCCAACUCCAUUCAAAUUCGCAUCUAUACCUGCUAAGGAGAAUCAGGAUAGUGCAGAUAACCAUCCAUCCGAGGAAGCAUUGAAGCCGGGUGCUUUGUAUGCUGAUUGUUCUAUCGUUGGCAUCGACCUUCGGAAUCGUGAUCAGAUCCCUGACGACGAAAAGGAGGCUGCUAGUAAAGCAAAGAUUGUCGAUGAUGGGGAGUAUGGCGGCGAGGCUUUGGGGAGGUUUGUCUGGGAAAGCUUCGAAGAGAGUUUGAAGGCUAGAGAGGCAGGAACCUCUAAUGCCGCUUCAACCUCAUCCGCGGACAAGAAGACCACGUAA
Molecule: messenger RNA, 1308 nt
Organism: Fomitiporia mediterranea MF3/22
Lineage: Eukaryota; Fungi; Basidiomycota; Agaricomycetes; Hymenochaetales; Hymenochaetaceae
Exons: 3
Coding region: 1-1308 (435 amino acids)
Source: RefSeq, a predicted model, not a curated record